This is a messenger RNA of Choloepus didactylus (southern two-toed sloth), 3073 nucleotides long. It is a transcript of the gene EFCAB10, whose product is annotated as EF-hand calcium binding domain 10. Gene Ontology annotation, molecular function: calcium ion binding. Bases 37 to 444 code for a protein of 135 amino acids. The transcript is spliced from 4 exons. NCBI's taxonomy places the organism in Eukaryota, Metazoa, Chordata, Mammalia, Pilosa, Megalonychidae. The record is from RefSeq and is a predicted model, not a curated record.
CCCCCUGGUCGCCUAGCAACGGCGCUACACCUCGUAAUGGAGGCCGGCGGCGACCGGGAGCACCAGGCCAGGAGUUACUUGGAAAAACAUCGGAUUAUGCAGCUGCUGAACCACCUCACCAGCACUCUCCUCUUUUUCCAGCCGGAAAAACCAAGAGAUUAUUUAAUAGCUAUAUUGGAACGAUUGAGACUUGCCAAAGUAACAGGUGUGGCCUUUCCUUUCUUUAUGGAUAACUCUAACAUUGUGGCUAUGUUUGAGAUAAUGGACACCUCGGGUAAAGGCAGCAUAUCAUUUGUGCAGUACAAAGAAGCCCUAAAAACCUUGGGUCUGUGUACUGCAGAUGAAGUUUUAAAAGAUGAUGGUCAUUCAAUAACCUUGGAAAAAUUCAGGCAUGAAGUAUGUAUAUAUCCAGCUUCUCUACAAGCAUUUGCCAGAAAAUUUUAAAUAAGGAGAAACAAAGCUGCUGCUCCAAUUGAAGUAAACGGUCUCGUAUUGUAAGCAAUAAGGGACAAGCCGAACUGGACAAGGACAUGACUGCCUGCUCUGACUGAGAUGGCAAGGACAGCCACCUGAAAAAAAACAAAAACAGCAUAGCCUGAAGCAUAGUAACUUUUACUAUAAAAUUUUUAAUCACCGCAUAUUUUUAAAGAUAUAACUCAUUUUAAAUGUUGGGAAGUAUACUGUGUUUAAACAGUCUUGGUGUAUUUUGGAGAAGAAAAAAAGGUACAGGGCUAACAGAAAACAAAUGUACCUAUAUUUAACAUUUUAGCUCUCAAUCACUUACUUAUUUAAUAUGAGGAUGAUAGAUAAAAAUUUCAAGAAACCAAUCCCCCCAAAUUUUCAUAUGAUUUGUUGAUAAUGUAAUUAUAAAACAGUUAAAAUGUAAAAUGUAUUAGCAUUUAAGACAUCAGCUAAUAUUAUGCUCUAAUUUCCAGUAAAAACAAUGGGGAUUAAUAUCACUUCCAAACUGAUUUGGAAGUACUCUGUGGCACUGUGAUAGAACAGAUAGGCAUUGCCUGCUCUCAGGGAGCUCAUGAUCUGCUGGAAGUUUCAGAGGUGUCCACAGGCGGUUAUGGUACUGGAAUAAAUUGUAUGAUGCAAGCAUGCACAGAGUACAGUGGGAGCACCUUAUUUUGUAAAAUGGGUGAAAGGCUAAGUCAUUCAACCCCAGAUUACACAACAGCUCUCUAUAUUAACAAACACAUAUGAAGGUUAAAUUAUGAUCAAUUUAUUCUGAUUAAGAAGAUCUGAAAGAAUAAAUAUUUCCAUCAGAAACUGUUCAAAGUUUUUGGAGUACAAAAGGCCAAACCCUAUGCUAUCUAGACAUCUUAGAAAUCUGACUGCAUGUACCAGCUUUUAACUUUUACCAAACUGGAGUUAAGAGCUGACUUACAAGAAAAUAUAGAGGACUCACCUUUCUUUUUUAUACAAUUUUGCAGCAUCUUUAACUUCUCUAAAAACAUGGUCUACCUGACGGGCUAACAUGUCAUGCUUUAAGCGCUCUAAGAGGUUAAUCAUGUCAUCAAAGACCGAGCUCUCCAUAGAGGCUAGUUGUCCCAGCUGUAGUUUACUGAGAGUAUUACUCUCUGCAAAGACCUCUAAUGCUGCCUGUUGAAGCUGUAGAAAGAACUGGAAACAAAAACACACUAACAUGUAUAUUACUCCAUAUACCAUACAAUUCUCCCAUUCAAAGUAUACAAUUCAGUUGCUUUUUAAUAUAUUCACAGAGUUGUGUAACCAUCAUCACAGUCAAUUCUAGAACAUUUUCACUUACUCCAAAAGGAAACCCCACACCGCUUAGCUGUCAACCCCCAUGACCAGCACCACAACCCCUAUCCAGCCCUAGGCAACCACUCAUCUACUUUCUGUCUUAUGAAAGUUGACUUUCUUUUCUAUUGAUUAAAUACAUUAAAAUAUCAGGAUUACUUAGCCAUUUGGGAUUUCUGAUUGAAAAAAUGUGUACUUUAAUACCACCUCCUAAAUUUAGGCAAUACAUUUAAAGUUUUAAAAGGUAAAAUAGUAAGUUAAAAAAUAAAAAGGGUAAAAUAGUCCAAACUUCUAAUGUAUGAUUUAGUAUAAAAAUACAUUAACUUACAACAUUGUCAGCCCAAUCUGCUAGUACUGUUGCGAUGUAGUUAACAGCAUUAAGAAUUGCACAGUAUCGAAAGCCAAGGGAAGCUCUAGUCUCUUCUUUCAUCACCUGAGUUAAUCGUAUCCUAAAAUCAUCUACUAAGUCCUUCUGUAACUCCAGGAACUGCAGCUUUCGGGAAGCUGUGGGAAGGUUUUUGUACCUGUCUGUUAAAGAACGUUAAAAAGACAUGUGAAGAUUUUUGGUACCAUCCAUGAUGUAGUUAUAGGUUUUCCCCCACCGAACUGCUUCAGUGCCUUUGUUGAAAAUCAGUUGACCAUUCAAGUAUAGGUCUAUUUCUAAACUCUUUAAGGACAUGGGUUUCACAAAUAUAUGGAUUUGUCAAAACCCAAUGAACUGUACACUUAAGAACUGUGCAUUUCACUGUAUAUAAAUUAUACCUUAAUUUUUAAAAAAGGCAUAUGAGAAAUAUAUACAAUAAUGACACAGUUUCUUCAACAAAUAAAUACCAUUUUUAAAAAAAGGAAGAGGAAAUAUGAUAGAUUGAAAGAGAUACUUAAGAAUUUUUAGGUGAAAUAUAAUGUCUGAAAUUUUCUUUAAAAUAUGCUGGGGGGAAAAAGUCAAGGAGAAAAAUUUAUAACAGAAAAGGGAUAAUUGUUUCGAACUUGGGUAACAGGUACCUGAGUGUUUAUUAUAUUAUUCUCUGUACUUGGGGGUAUGUUUGAAAAUUUCCCUAAUAAAAAGUUCUUGAAAGACACAUGAGUGUCUUAAUUUUAAUUUUCUUGUGCUUUAGUGUUUUUCAUAUUUUUCUUGCAGUUAAGAAUGUGGAAUUAUUUACUGAUUUGGCCAGAAUGGCAUUUCUUCAAGUUACUCUGCAGGCCCAAGCAAUAGACAGGACAGGGAACAAUGGUGGCAAAAAAGGCCCAGUGGUUCCUGGAGAACCAGCAGGCCUGCAAUGGGGCAAUGCAGAUGGCUGCAGACAAC